CUCACCGAGCUGCCAAAAGGGUUUCCUCCUACUGUCUCUCAUUCAACAAACUUUUGCCGAUUCCUUUAUUUAUUACAUUUUUACGCACCGUUUGACAUCUCCACGAGCAGCCGACAAUCUCACAGCUCCCUCGUGCGUUUUCCACACUGGCGAUUUUUACCCGAACUUCAAGAGGUGCUAUGCAAGUUUACAUACUGGUGAUAUGCGCUUAUGGAGUGUGGGCACUCAAUAUCACAGAGGAGACGGCGUUGUGCCCUCUUGGAUAUUUCCCCUGUGGAAACCUGACCUUGUGCCUCCCCCAGCUGUUACACUGCAACGGCAUCGAUGACUGUGGAAACCAAGCAGAUGAGGAGAACUGUGGAGAUAACAAUGGAUGGCCUCAUCUAUUUGACAAGUAUUUUGGGAUGCCCAGCUUUAACGUCGGAACCAAGUCCAGUGUGUGCUUGCUGGGUGUCGUUCCUGAGCUCUGCCAGUGCCAGGACCUGGAGCUGGACUGUGACAGCACUCAGCUUCAAGACAUCCCAGUAGUGGCAAUGAAUGUCACCAUGAUGUCUCUACAGAAGAAUCAACUCAAAACUGAAAGCAAACACCUUUUAAAGCACCAGAGCCUCCAGAAACUAUAUCUCCAACACAACAGAAUCAAAGAUGUGAAUCCAGAUGCAUUCAGAGGCCUGUAUAACCUCACCAGGCUAUAUCUGAGCCACAACAAGAUAUCUAUCCUGAUGCCAGGGGUGUUUCAAGACCUGCACAAGCUGGAGUGGUUGAUCCUGGAAAAUAACAACAUCCAUCAAAUGUCAUCCAUGACCUUUUCAGGACUGAAUUCCCUUGUUCUGCUAGUUCUGCUGAAUAACUCUUUGACAAAACUGGAUGACAUCUGUCGAGAAAUGCCCAGACUCAACUGGCUGGAUUUGGAGGGAAAUCUCAUUGAGACCAUUGGAAAUGUCUCGUUUCAUUCAUGCAACAUGCUGACAGUUCUGGUUCUGCAGCGUAACAGGAUCAACCAUAUUCAUGAUCAGGCUUUCUCAGUCCUGCAAAAACUUGGGGAACUAGAUUUGUCCAACAACAGACUGGUGUCGAUCCCACCCAAUCUCUUCGUCUUACUGGGGGAUUUGCUCCAACUGAAUAUUUCAUAUAAUCCUAUCUUGGAGCUACAGGUUGACCACUUCGACAAGCUGCAUAAACUGAAAUCUCUGAGCAUAGAGGGGAUAGAAAUCGGAAACAUCCAGCGGAGGAUGUUUGAGCCUCUGAAGUACUUGACUCAUAUCUACUUUAAGAAGUUCCAGUACUGUGGCUACGCUCCUCAUGUGCGCAGCUGUAAGCCCAACACCGACGGCAUCUCGUCCUUUGAGGAUCUUCUGGCCAACAUCGUGCUGAGGGUGUUUGUGUGGGUGGUUUCUGCCACCACCUGCUUUGGAAACAUCUUUGUCAUCUGCAUGCGCUCGUACAUCCGCUCAGAAAACAAGCUCCACGCCAUGUGCAUCAUCUCCCUCUGCUGUGCAGAUGGACUGAUGGGAAUCUACCUUUUCAUGAUUGGAGCAUAUGACCUGAAGUUCCGUGGUGAAUAUAACCGCCACGCUCAAGCCUGGAUGGACAGCAGUCAGUGUCAGGUCAUCGGCUCCCUGGCCAUGUUAUCCACGGAGGUGUCGGUCCUGCUUCUCACUUACCUCACCCUGGAGAAAUACAUCUGCAUUGUUUACCCCUUCCACUACUUAACCCCUGGUUGGCGACGAACUGUAACCAUCCUUCUGGGAAUAUGGCUGUUUGGUUUUGUUAUUGCUUUCCUGCCGCUGGUUUGUAAAGGACUGUUUCGCAACUUCUACGGAACUAAUGGUGUUUGUUUCCCACUGCAUUCGGAGCAGCCGGAGACACUGUGGGCUCAUGUUUACUCCAUUGUGAUUUUCCUGGGUUUGAACUUGGUGGCGUUCCUUAUCAUCGUCCUGUCCUAUGCCAGUAUGUUCUAUAACAUCCAGAGAACGGGCACUCAGACCACUAAGUACAGCAACCACAUCAAAAAGGAGGUGACCAUCGCCAAAAGGUUCUUCUCUAUCGUCAUUACUGACUCCCUCUGCUGGAUUCCCAUAUUCGUCCUCAAGAUCCUGUCACUGCUGCAGGUGGAGAUUCCGGGUACCAUCAGCUCAUGGGUGGUCAUAUUUAUCCUCCCCAUUAACAGCGCCCUUAACCCCAUCCUCUAUACACUGACCACACGACCUUUCAAAGAGACUAUUCUGCAAGUUUGGGCCAAUUACCGGCAGAAGAGGCCACUGCUGAGCGGUCAUCCGGCCCAUCACCCAUCACUUACCUGGCAGGAAAUGUGGCCCCUGCAGGACAACAGCCAGGGCCUCGCCGCAGGGCAACUCCAAGAAACGAAAAACACGCAACCGAAGCUCACCCCAGUGGAAAAUGCCAACGACGGAUUUAACGACAUUCCCACAUGCACGCAACAAGAACACAAACCACCUACAGUCGUGUCCGUAUGUGCACAGAGUCAAACAGUACCACACACAACCACACAGAACCACACAUGAGGUCUAACGGCACAUCUAUCAUUACCUCAACCAAUUAUGUGAGAAUCAGGUUUAUCUGGUGUAUUACAUGACUGUCUUUAAUUUGUCUUUGUGUUGUGUUUAUAUUUCUCCCAUGAAUACUAAAGAAAUGCUCUGAUUGUGAAGAUCAGAUGAUGACUUCAAAUUAGUUGCCACACUGAUGUCUGGGUUAGCAUUUGUUCCAACAACUUUCUUUAGUCAUAAUAUUGAACUUUUAUGGUCAUAUUAAUUUUUAAUAAUUUGCCAAGUUAGUGUACUGUGUCCUCAGUUGGCCACUUCAUGUCCUGCAUUAUUAAAAGCAAAUCCAUGGGAGCUCUAGCCUCCUAAUUAGGUUCCCUGCAGAAUUUCUGAUGGAUAUUAAUUUACUAAUUUUCUUCACCACCUCUGUGCUUCUGCUCAUCUGUUUUGGUCUGUUUCCUGACACUUGGCCUCUAAGGGACACUCUGUUUAAUCCCUUAACCAUACUAGUGCCUGAAUGUCAGUACACCUCACUUUUCCAGACUCAGUUGUAGAGAUUCACAAGAAGAACAUAAAGACAUUACCAACAAAUAACACUGACUACACUGUCUGGACAAAUAUUGCAUCAGCCACAGGUAACCCAGUGUUACAUCAGUCACAAGCAACUCCAAGAUUCAAAGCUUUUUUUUUUUUUUUUUAUUGUCAACUCACUAGAUGCACAGGACAUACAGAGAAUUGAGAUGCUGUUUUUCUCCCACUUUGUUAUUAAAAAAAAAAGGGGUCAAAAAUAGAACAAGAAUAAAUAAGAGGUAUAAAGAAUAAACUAAUAGAAUCUAAAAUGUAUACAUCAAUGGUAGGGCAAAACAGUAAUGGUUAUGAGGUGAAUAAUAGAUCAAAAUUGCAGCAGAUAUAACGGUAGCAGCAGCAGAUAUGACAAUAGUGCAAUAAUUCAUACAUUUGAAGUGACUUUUAAUAGUGUAUGAGGCUCACAGGGUCAUGUGUUUUUUUCUACUUCUUCUAUCCUAUGUAUUAGAACC
Sphaeramia orbicularis (orbiculate cardinalfish) is the source of this 3538-nucleotide messenger RNA. RefSeq names its product relaxin family peptide receptor 1 (gene rxfp1). Gene Ontology annotation, biological process: activation of adenylate cyclase activity; hormone-mediated signaling pathway; adenylate cyclase-activating G protein-coupled receptor signaling pathway. Gene Ontology annotation, molecular function: protein binding; G protein-coupled peptide receptor activity. NCBI's taxonomy places the organism in Eukaryota, Metazoa, Chordata, Actinopteri, Kurtiformes, Apogonidae. The record is from RefSeq and is a predicted model, not a curated record. Gene Ontology annotation, cellular component: plasma membrane.